Molecule: messenger RNA, 892 nt
Organism: Culex pipiens pallens (northern house mosquito)
Lineage: Eukaryota; Metazoa; Arthropoda; Insecta; Diptera; Culicidae
Product: HIG1 domain family member 1A, mitochondrial-like
Exons: 3
Coding region: 192-461 (89 amino acids)
Biological process (GO): mitochondrial respirasome assembly
Cellular component (GO): mitochondrion
Source: RefSeq, a predicted model, not a curated record
CAAACCCAUCGAAAGGUAGCAUAGCUGUCAGUGUCAGAGCGCCAAGAAGAAGGAAAAGUUUUGCUUUCCCAUUCGAAUUGCAUCACUUUUCGCGCUGCAAGUAGGCCCAUCCAUCUCCGGAACGGACUUCUUUGAUCGGAGGAGCGUGCCACUCGUCAGUUACGUUCAACAGCUAACCAAAGUUAAGCAAGAUGGGUAGUCCACAUAUGGAGGAAGGCAGUGGUGACAAGUUGGCCCGUAAGGCCCGUGAAUCCCCGUUCAUGCCCAUUGGAUUGGCCGGACUGGCCAUUGUUUGUGGGAUUGGUGCGUACAAGUACAAGAACCGUGGUGCCAUGUCAACGUCGGUGUUCCUGAUGCAGCUGCGAGUGGCCGCCCAGGGGACGGUGGUGGGAGCGCUCUCGCUGGGCUUGGCGUACACGAUGGCCAACGAGUACAUCUUCAACAAGAAGGAGGACAAAUAGGAUGCCGGAUGUCUGUGGGAGUGCAGAUUAGGAAUUAAGUCAUUGAUAGCUGUAAAUAAGUAUUAAUCGCCCAUGUUAGCAGAAUUUCAUAUAUUUAUUGUCGCUUAAAUCGACGCCCGACGAUCGUUCCGGCUUUCCGGCCGUCGCCCUUUGGAAAGCCACCGGGACUGGAUCAAACCUCGAAGGAUGCUCCGAAAACGACCUAUGGCCGGACUGUCCGCAAAAUCUCAACCUCGCUGUGAUUGGUUUGUUGGCAACAAAAACGGGAUUAGUGUGGUGCGAAACUUGCGGAAUGGCAAGCGAAAAGUGAAACGAAAAUAAUUGCGCGAGCGGAAAGGAAGUCGACGGAAGAGUCACGAUGAUUCAGCAGAAAAUGUUUCGUUCUGUGUACAUAAAAGUUUCAUGUUGACCUCACGAUGAGUGGACGGAAA